Messenger RNA from Leguminivora glycinivorella, 2421 nucleotides. Its product is annotated as phospholipase A1-like. Gene Ontology annotation, molecular function: lipase activity. The transcript has 3 exons. NCBI's taxonomy places the organism in Eukaryota, Metazoa, Arthropoda, Insecta, Lepidoptera, Tortricidae. The coding region runs from base 1271 to 2350 and encodes 359 amino acids. The record is from RefSeq and is a predicted model, not a curated record.
UGCGCGCGCGAUGCGAUCCGCUCUCAAAAACGGUUAAACGGCCUUAAUGCAAAACGAUCGAUUCUAAAUUUAAAAAUGAUAAGAAGACUUUUUAGUGAGAUUUGAAAGAGUAAUUGAUAUAUCAGUGAAACGUAUAAAUAAACUAUUAAAAUUUUUAUAAUAUAUAAAGGACUUAUUUUAAGGGAGGAAAAUAAUUGUACCGUAGAUAUUGAAUGAAAAAGUUCAUUUUGAAUUUUAAAAAAUAUUAAAGAGGACUUAAUUACUUUCAUGGAAGAACUUUACUUAUUUAUAUCGAUAUUAAGAAGGGCUGAAACCCUUUAUCUAAAGUACUUACUUUCUUAUACAAAAUUAAACGACUAUCGCUGCCAGGAUAUUAUUAUCACAAAUUGUAACUGCUAGCUUGUUCUACUCUUGAUCUCGAGUAGUCUAUUAAAUACCGGUUAAACUUGUGCUUAAAUGUUAAAUGAAAAGUUUGUUUUUAAAAACUUGUUCGAAACACUUCAUGUGAUCGAAUUCAUUUGUUUUUGAACAGUGAUUGAAAUAUUUAUGUGAUAAUAUUUACGAGCCAUCUUUUUCAGUUUCCUAAUCUCUAAUCAUGUCAACUCUUCCGGGUCCAACAUCAGAAUCAGUGUAUAAGUAUGAACUAUAAAUUACCUAACAAAGAUGACUCAAGUGUUUUAAAACAAUCGAGUUCCUUCUUCGGACAAUUCUCAUCAAUAUUAGCUUUAUAAACCUGGGACAGUAGUGAUGAUAUUUAUAGUCGCAAAUUCUCUCACUCUCAAUUUGUGAACCUCACAAGUACUUUGGACAGUUCUUAGUUCAAAAAUAAAAUGGAACAGAAAAAAGUGUCACAAAGUGCAACCGUGGAGUGAACCUCAAAAGUUUUCACUUUAGACAAUUCAACAGAACUCGCCCAUACAGUGAAGUGCAACUUUACGGUGGAACUGUAAACUGUGUUGUUGUUGUUGAAUGUCCUAAGGUACCCCAUAGGUGCACAGGGCCUCCACAAGAUCCUUCCACGCCUCUCUAUCUUGAGCCACCGCCUUGGCCUCGUUCCAGCUCAGUCCAUAUUCCCUCAGCUCGUUCUCAACGCUCCUCCUCCAGGUGUGUACGGGGCGUUUGCGGGCUCGCUUCCCUCCACCACCGCCACUCAAACGCGAACUGUAAAUUGUGUAUGUAAACUGUGUCCUUAAAAGAAUCUGCAAGUACACAGACCACAGCAAAAGAAGAAGAAAGAAGUUUUCUGUGAGAGAAGUGCAAGAAGUUUAAGAUGAAGUGUGACGAGUUGAACAGUAUUGUGGCGUCUCUGGUGCUGAUGCUGGGACUGGUGAAGGGGGAUAUCCUGAACAAUAUCGGGUCUCUCCUGCCGCCGUUUCUGACGGAGAACUUCGAGGAACUGGUGAAGACUGCGGAUGCCACAUGUAAAGUCCUCCCCGUGGACGUGCUGUUCCACCGUCCCUUCACCUUCGAGGCCCCUCUCAUCGACUUCGUGGAGUUCACCAGGGACUCCAACCGAACCUACCGCGUCUCCGAAGCCCCCAGGAUCUUCAUGAAGGAGCGCCCGACCUCUUUAGUUUUAUACGUUCCUGGUUGGUGGAACACUCCUACUGAUGAAUCUAGCAUCACUUUGGUUAAUGCUUUGUUAAAGAAGAUCCCUAUGGUCUUGGUGUUAGAUACAAGAUUGUCGUUUUGCAGAGGAUAUGUAGAUUCAGCAUCGAGAAUUCAACCUUUAGCUCGACUUUUGUACACUUUCAUUAAAAGCAUCAAUAAAAAGGGAUAUAAGCUUGAAAAUGUACAUUUAAUCGGCUUUAGUUUAGGCGCUCAUGUAGUAGGGGUAACAGGAAAAUUAGUACAGCAAGGAAUGAAUAAAAACUUAAGCAGAAUAACAGCUUUAGAUCCAGCUAAACCGUGUAUAAUACAAGAAUUCAGACUAGCUAAAAGCGAUGCGAAGUUCGUGCAAGUUUUUCACACAAGCGCUGGCGUUUUAGGACUUGAAGAUCCUGUUGGGGAUCUUGAUGUGUAUGUGAACGGGGUUGAUAUAAAGCAGCCGGAAUGUCAGAAUAGGAAGAUUAGUUUAGAAUGUGAUCACGCGCAGGCUUGGAAGCUUUUUGCCGCUUCUGUUUUAGAUGAGAAGUCUUUUAGAGGGCAGAGGUGUGCCGAUUGGACAGAUUUGAUGAAAGGAGAGUGUAAAGGGAGUGAAAAGCUGAUAGGUUACGGGUGCAGCAGUAGGACCAAGGGGAUGUUUCUGUACAAAACGGAAGAGCACGUGGCUCAGAAGAGGGAGGGAGUAGAGAAAGAGAUGAAGGUGUUCAAUCCUGUGGAGUUAUUGACAUCUUGGCUAGGGCGAUGAUGAAGUUUAAGUUAGUUCUAGUUUAGUUUAGUAUCGUCUGUGAUAUUUAUUUUAAUAAAGGAAUGUUAAUA